CCAUCCUCAGAUCGGCAAAGGAUCGAGGAUUUUUUUUUGUUUUUGAAAGAGUUUUUUAAAGAGAAGAAAAGGUAACGAAUGCUCUUCAACAGCCAACCUCAUUCUCAACCCCUCCCCCAAAAGAGGCGCCGACCCAUUUAAUUGCAUAGACGAUUUGGAGGUUUGCAACUGUAACUAUAUACUACCGUUCCUUUAAUCCAACUGGGGACCAAAUCAAAAAAAAAAAAAAAUGACGGUUUGGGAUUCGGAUCGGAAGCGAAUGCGAAUAGAGACGACGGACCAACAACAGAAGGAAACUCCUUAUGAAAUUAUUCAAGAGAUUCUUUCACGGCUGCCGACGAGGGCCGUCCUCAGGUCCGGCCUUGUAUCCAAGCUGUGGUUCAGUGCGGCGAGCAAUGCAUACUUCCGUAGUCUUCAUUAUAGUCGGAUGGGACCGGACCCGAAACCUGUGAUUCUGCUACUCGGCGACAGCAAGAAGGGCGUCACAUCGUCGGGCCCAGCUCGGAUUCGCCGGGGCGGCCAUAUCCCAUUGUACCAUCUUAGCGCUCCUCAAAAUUAUGAGUUGUGCAACACGUGCAAUGGCUUGCUCUGUCUCGCUCCGCGCAAUCCUGCAGAGCCGAUAAUCGUGUGCAAUCCCCUCACCGACGAAUCCGUCGCACUGCCUGCAGCUCCUCCCCCCAUGGAGGAUUGCUAUUGCUUUGUUGGCUUGGGCUUCUGUUCGACCAGCAAUGGAUAUAAAGUGUUCCGAAUCUCUUAUCCUCGAGAGGGGAACUAUGUUGCUUUGCGGGCUACAGGCGGUGCGGGUGUGCUGGAGGUGUGCGAUGUGGGCUGCAAUGAAUCAUGGCGAAGAGUUUGUAGGCUUCUCUUGCCCCCAUUCGGGAAGCCGGUUUGUGUUGAUGGGAAGAUACAUUGGGUGGCCCACAGUCAUAUUUCGGAAGACGAGAUCUUAUCAGUUGAUGUCUGCAGCGAGAAAUAUAUAUACACGACCAUCCCUAGUGUUGCCCACUGCGGAAGACGCGAAUUGUCUCAUUAUGGUACCGAAGGUUUUGCACCGAUCAUUUUGGAGAUGGAAGGCUGUGUUUCCAUCGCCGCUCAUUAUCAUUUUUCAGGGCUUUUUAUUUGGGUGCUAAAGGAUCUCCAGCAGAACCGCUGGGAGCUACGACAUUCUUGCUUCCCCCUGCUGCCGCCAUUCACUUGUGCCGUUGCGUACACCCAAGAAAUAGUUAAUGUAUGUUUUUACGAUGGUAUCUUGCUACUCAGGCUGCGUCAUCAGCUGCGUCAUCAAUGUGUGAUGUAUGAUACUAGGGAACAUUCCUCCACAGUGCCACCGCGGGGGUGGAGAGUUGAUGUAUCAGAAAUUCUGUCCAUUACGGAGGGAGAGUUAAUCGGAGGUUUUUACCCCAGUUUGGUUCCGGCCAAAGAAUUUGCUUCCUGUUCAAGCAGAUCCAGCAAGAUGUGCCGUUCAGAGGACUCCUGGUUUCCUUGUGAGGUGUUGAACAUGAAAGAAAAUAAAGCUAGUGCCUUGGCCAGAUAUGUCUUGCGUGGGAAGGCAUGGAAUGGACAUUUGUAUCCAUCAGUAGUGGUGAAUACAAGCUUGCGCUUUUUAUAGAUUUUCAGAGAUGGGUUAACUCCUAUAAGUGUAUGAGGGAGGGCUAUAUAUAACAAUUAUUAAGAUUAAAUUUUUGCCAAGCUAAUAUCAAGUUUGCUUUUGUUUUUCUGUUUGAUGAUGUUAUUAGCAGUUUUGAUAAGUUGUUGUUUAACAAACAGUGAAUUUUAUUGCUUCAUGAAAGGCUAGGACAAAAUAUGCAGUUUAUGAUGA
Ananas comosus (pineapple) is the source of this 1819-nucleotide messenger RNA. RefSeq names its product F-box protein At5g18160-like. NCBI's taxonomy places the organism in Eukaryota, Viridiplantae, Streptophyta, Magnoliopsida, Poales, Bromeliaceae. The record is from RefSeq and is a predicted model, not a curated record. The transcript is spliced from 3 exons. The coding region runs from base 230 to 1609 and encodes 459 amino acids. Gene Ontology annotation, molecular function: protein binding.